AUGAUGUUUAAAGCUUUGCUGGACAAGGCCAUAAUAUUUCUGGUGCGGAAUUCAAAUAUCUUUGACCCUAUCAAGUUUAAUGGUCCAACGUCUUUUGACAAUGAUACAUUCGUGGAUAUUAUUUUGGAAUUAACACGGAUUGUAGAACUUAACUCUUUCGAGUUUGGCGGUACGUGUGAAUCCUCGAUACUCGGAAAAAAUUGCCCAAGCCUUUGCGGAGAGCGAAACAUUGGAAUAUUGCUUUUGUCGUUGUGCAGUUUGAUUAAUCACAGUUGUUACAGUAAUACUAAACACUUUGAAACUUCCAAUUUGGAUAUGUUUGUCUGUGCAACAAAACCCAUUAAAAAAGGGGAACAGAUAACCAUUAGUUAUAAGUCUACAGCAAGGAUGGACAAAAUAAUGAGGCAAAGGUUAAUAAAAGCAUCAUUUGCCUUCAUUUGUAAUUGUACGGGGUGUGAAGAAAAUUGGCCAUGUAAAUUAGAAUACCCCCACCAAUCAACAUGGAGAAUGCUUUUGAAUUUUGAGAAAAAUUUCACAGCUGAAGAAAUGCUAUCAACAAUAAAACCCAUCACUUCGGAAAAUAUAAAAAAUUUAUCUAUGGAUAAGUCAACUUUAGUAAUAAUACUUAAAGCAAUCAAAAUAUCUUAUGACAUUUUGAAUCCCCCUGAAGCUUAUUUAUUCAGUUCUAGAUUCCAACUUUUUAUUCAAAAGUAUUUUAUGAAUUUUGUUGGUUAA
Messenger RNA from Copidosoma floridanum, 735 nucleotides. RefSeq names its product protein-lysine N-methyltransferase SMYD4-like. Gene Ontology annotation, cellular component: nucleus; cytoplasm. Gene Ontology annotation, molecular function: histone deacetylase binding. NCBI's taxonomy places the organism in Eukaryota, Metazoa, Arthropoda, Insecta, Hymenoptera, Encyrtidae. The record is from RefSeq and is a predicted model, not a curated record.